AUUUUAUCCAUUUUACUGCACUUCUAUUUUUAGUUCAUUUUUUACAUUGAUUUUAUGACCUUCAGAGACGAAUUUAACUGUUAGCACGGCUUGCUUCAUCUGGUUUUUACUUCAUUGGCUCUCCUUCCAUGUACCAUAACAACUGAUAACUGCAGUUCUAUCCAGCUCACUAAUUUAAAUAGGAAAUAGCCGUUUUUGUACAUAAUUUUAUAAUUAAAAGUUGUUUGAAAAGUAUCAUAAUAUUUAAUUCAUUUUUACAUUUUAAGGAAUCUCUAAAUCACACAUGUUUCAAGUUGUUAAGGAUAUCAUCUCUUCUGUUUCCAUUGAACCAAACUCCGACUCCUCCUCUUCGGACUCGUCACAUUCAUCAUCCUCCGAUCUCCUCGACACCGCUGAUCAUCAAAAUAGAGCUGAUCUGUCAAAAGGUGGCAAAGUUAAUGCAGAUCCGGAUGUUGAGAAUUUAAGCUUAAAAUUUGAUACAGUGAUGAAGUUGAACAAGGAAGAAGUAAAUCACGUGGCUGAAAAUGCCCCUGAAAACAUUGAUUCAAAAGCCACUGAGUCUCCCAGAAGAAGAUUCUUUUCACGCAAAUCCUCGCAAUCUCCCCGAAAAUCACCAGAAUCACCCAGGAAAACGAAAUCACCCAGAGAUUCAGAAGAUUCGCCUAAAAAAUCCACCGAAACAUCUAAAAAAUCUGAUGAUUCUCACGGUAAAACUAAACCAUCUGGAGACUCGGAGGGAACACCUAGAAGAAGAUCCAUAUUUUCAAGGGACUCUGCAGAUUCUCCCCGAAAAACUAAGUCGUCCAGAGAAUCAGAUUCGCCUAGAAAAUCAAUAUUUUCAAGGGAUUCACCUAGGAAAGCUAGAUCAUCACGCGAAUUCACUGGAACACCUAGAAGGCUAAGCGGCAGGUUUUCAAAGGAUAAACAUGCACCCCCUCUUGAUACGUUUGUGUUGACCACUGAGGAAACAGUUGAUGAGUAUUUGAAUAAAUUUUUGGAAAGCAUAGUCGUACGCUUCUAUGAAAAUAAGCCCUUUGAGGAGUACAGUAAAGUUCGAGAUUACAACUUCGGAAAGUCAAAACUGGAGCUUUUAAGCAAGUACAGACCGAAUUCAAAUUUAAAAGAGUUUAUAGUGAAUGGACAAAUUGAGGUUCCGAUGGAGAAUUUGCUGACCCUGGUUAUGGAAAUUAAAAACAGAACUAUUUGGGACGACACUUACCUGGAACACGAAAUGUUAAGCUUUGACGAGAAAACGAAAACAGACUUCAUUUACUCUGUUUCAAAGUACCCUUUCCCUCUCACAAAGCGUACCUAUGUGGUCACGAGAACUUGUUAUAACUACGGCGAUGAUUGUCUGGUGAUUUUGAGUGCAGCUACAAACAAGUUUCCGCAUCCAAAGAAGCUUAGGUGGGCCACUCAAGUUGAUGAGUUUGAGAGUCUCCUGGUGGUUAAAAACUGUGAACCGGAACUUGUGGACGGUGUAAAGAGGGUUACCCGCUCAUACAUGCUUGCCACUUACUUUGAAAACCCCAAAGUUUUACUCCCAAACUCUUACCUUAACCUUAUCAUUGGACAGCUGGUGCCUGGAAUUCUCUCAAAGAUGGUUAUCGCAUCUAAAAAGCUCAACUACCAAGACUCCGUUGAUUAUGUAAAAACCAUGAAAUUAGUACCGAUUCCAAAAUGACACACUCUAAUAUUCUAUCAUACACUA
This is a messenger RNA of Theileria parva strain Muguga, 1711 nucleotides long. RefSeq lists its product as uncharacterized. NCBI's taxonomy places the organism in Eukaryota, Apicomplexa, Aconoidasida, Piroplasmida, Theileriidae. The transcript has a single exon. The record is from RefSeq and is a predicted model, not a curated record. Bases 284 to 1684 code for a protein of 466 amino acids.